This is a messenger RNA of Chanos chanos (milkfish), 4035 nucleotides long. RefSeq names its product sperm associated antigen 1b (gene spag1b). Gene Ontology annotation, molecular function: protein binding. NCBI's taxonomy places the organism in Eukaryota, Metazoa, Chordata, Actinopteri, Gonorynchiformes, Chanidae. Gene Ontology annotation, cellular component: cytosol. The coding region runs from base 1 to 2841 and encodes 946 amino acids. The transcript is spliced from 18 exons. The record is from RefSeq and is a predicted model, not a curated record.
AUGUCCUGCCUUUCGGGUCAAGAGAGAGGAACAAAUAAGGUUCCAGUUGAACAUCUGGAUUAUAGUUUCAUCGAGAAAUGCACGGACGUGAGGUACCUUGAAAAGAUCUUGAGGAUCCUAAGGUCAGGGGAAGAGGGUAUUUUUCCUCAUCUAAUCGAAUAUUGUGAAAAGCAUAUAAGGAAGCUGGACCCUAAAAGUCGUGCCCUCAGGAAGGAAAAACCCCCAGCCACUGCGGCUAGUUUUACCAAAGAGGAGUGGAGCCAAAUCACAGAUGAACUAAAGACAUGGGAAGAGGAGAUAAAAGUGAAUGAAGUGAAGAUCAAACAGACGCCACUCCUCUGUAAUGAAGAAAAUGUGCCACCUGUGCGUGGGUCCCAUUGCUCUAUCCAGGUAAAAAGCUAUUCAAUUGGAGCCAACAAGACGAAAAAGAACGCUGCCCCUCCACGAGAUUACAGAGACUGGGACAAGUUCGACGUAGAGAAGGAAUGUGCCAAAAUUGAUGGAGACAUCACAGAGAAUGAACCUGCUGUGAUUAUAAAUCAUGGCCUUCCAAAGAUCAGGAGAAAAAUGGACACAGCAGCCCUGACUGAGCAGGAGAAGAUUCAGCUGGCAGAUCGUGAGAAAGACAAAGGAAAUGAAGCUUUCAGGAGCAAUGAUUAUCAAGAGGCUGUGGCUUACUAUACAAGGAGUCUUUCAGUCCUCCCAACAGUGGCUGCAUACAAUAACAGGGCACAAGCUGAGAUAAAGCUGCAGCACUGGCAUAGUGCCCUUGCAGACUGCCAGAAAGUGUUGGAAAUGGAACCAGGCAAUCUGAAAGCAUUAUUGCGUCGGGCCACUGUGAACAAAAAUCUGGGGGACCUACAGAUUGCCUGUGAUGAUGUUAAAACUGUGCUUUGCUCUGAACCUCAAAAUAUGAUUGCAAAGAGACUACUAGAAGAAUUGAAUACGCUAAUGAGGAAAAACACACAUGGCGUGGCAAGUAAGGGCAAGAAAAUUUCCAUCCAGGAGGUGGAGGAAGAGUGUGAGGAGCUUGAGCAGGAACUGCCUUCUCAUAAACAGGCUAAAGGCUUCAGUCAGAGAGUGGGAGGAGACAGCAGCCGCUCCACUGCUCCCAAAGAGAGAGGAGACAUGGGGAACACACACAAAAAGUCCCACGGACGGAACGAGGGGGUAGGAGGAGGUGGUAGCCCACAUGCUGAGCCUCAACAUGCCUGGAGAGGCAAAGGGGGAAAGAAUGCUAACAAGUACAAGGUACAGCCGAAUGGAGAGGCCCCCGAUUCUGACAGAGACAAGGACAAACUGUCAAACGGCAACUGCCGCGGUCAGCCGAAUGACAGCAAGAAGACCGAGCAAGCGGAGGAGAAGGUCAACUUAGACGCUCCUGCCGGCGCACUGCCUCCGCCGUUGGCCCGUCUGAAGAAUGAGGGGAACCAGCUCUUUAAGAACGGACAGUUUGCCGACGCGCUCGAGAAGUACUCUCAAGCCAUCACAGGUUUCACAGAAGCCGGGAUUGACAGUCCAGAGGAUCUCUCCAUUCUCUAUUCCAACAGAGCUGCAUGCUACCUGAAAGAUGGAAACAGCACAGACUGUAUCACAGACUGCACAAGGGCUUUGGAGCUUCAGCCCUUCUCUCUGAAGCCACUGCUGCGUAGGGCCAUGGCGUAUGAGUCACUGGAGCGUUACCAGAAGGCCUAUGUGGAUUACAAAACAGUACUCCAGAUUGACAUGAGCGUCCAGGCCGCCCACGACAGCAUCAACAGGAUCACACGGCUGCUGAUAGAGCAGAAUGGGCCCGAAUGGAGGGAAAAGCUUCCAGAAAUCCCAGUUGUUCCCCUGUCAGCCCAGAGGCAUCGGGUAGAGGCACCGCCCACUGCCGAGGAGGCUCAGGCUCGUGCCGAGAGAGCAGCUCAGGAAGCCGCUAAAAGAGCAGAGGCACAAUUCACUGUUCUAAAAAUGGAAGGAAAUGAUUUUGUGAAGAAAGGACAGUACCAGGAGGCUCUUGGAAAGUACAGCAAAUGCCUUACACUGAAACCGGAUGAAUGUGCAAUCUACACCAACAGGGCUUUGUGCUACGUGAAACUGGAGCGUUUCUCAGAAGCCAAGCAGGACUGUGACUCAGCCCUACGUCUGGAGCCCUCCAAUAAGAAGGCUUUCUACAGACGGGCUCUGGCCAAUAAGGGCCUUAAGAAUUACGUGGCUUGUAGCUCUGACCUCAAGGAGGUGUUGCAGCUGGAUCCAACAGUGCAAGAGGCUGAGCGAGAGCUAGAGGAAGUGACGAUGUUGCUCAAAAACUCUCAGGACUCCCCGGACAAACCCCGGAGAAAUGUGCCUAUUACUGAGGUUGAGGAAGGAGAUGAAGAAGAAACACAAGCCCCUAGCAGAGGCCCAGAGGAAGUAAAGGAGAAUUCUCCUGGCUCACAGAACCACUGCAGUGACGGACCAGAUGCAAAUGCUCAGCCGACUAAUGCCUAUGAUUUUGGCCAGGCCCUGAACGCUGCGUGUUCCCGCGGUGACGUUGCCGCUUGCACCGAGCUCCUUCGUUCCACCUCUCCUGAAAAGCUUCCACUAUACAUCUGCAGUCAUCUGGACGGCCACACACUUAGUUUCAUCAUAAAGGUCCUAGACACACACCUAAUGGAAACGGACCCGAAACUGGUCUAUCAGCAUCUCAGCCAUCUCCACACAGCUGACAGAUUCUCGGUAGUACUAAUGCUUUUGGAUGACAACGAGCGUCUACAAAUGACUCAGCUCUUUGAGCAUCUCUCUGCUGUGGAGUGUGAGGACUUCUCAAAUACUGACAUACAGAACCUGGCAAGCAAAUACAUCAGAGCCUCUGUCUAGUGCCCCCACAUGGGCUCACACGCACACAAGAGGAUCUAUGCAAAUGGAACACCGCUCAAGAGCUGCUUUACACACUAAAAGCAAUACUAAUGGAAGAAAAUGACAAACCGACUCAGACACAAUUGCAAUAAUGAAUUGUGAAACUCUAAUUCUGUUUGGGAAUGUGUAACAUUGGUUCACCCUUAGCUCAUUGGGCUAAAAAAAAACAUUUGGGAUGAUUCAUGCAUCAAUAGCUGUUAGUUCAUCGAAGACCCUUUAAUGUCUUGUAAGAUGGUGGAAAAAGUGGAAAAGCAGCAAAUGGAAUGUAAGGUGCUAUUUUUUCCCUCAUGUUUGAAUACAGGGGCCUGUGUCUUACAUAUCCAUGACAUCCACAAUGAUUGUGAAGCAUGGUUAUUGUUUCAUCAGAUCUUAUUUAACAUAUAUGUGCUUUGAGCAAAGGAACCACUAAGCUCUCAGAUGAACAACAGAAUACUUGAAAGCUGUCAAGUUGAGUUUGAAUACACACUUAAAAGAUUAUACAUUUGCAUGUGGAAAAAAACCAAAUUCCCUAUAUACAGUAGUUUUGGUUAACAUAACAGUGGUAAUAACUAAACUUGUACUUUAUAGUUGCUGAAACCCAAACUUGCAAGAACAAGCAUCCAUUAAUUUGGCUCAUAAAUGACCUUAACAAAGCCUCCAUGUUACUGUAUAAACACUGACUUUAUAGCUAAUUACACCACAAGCAAACAUGUUCGAGUCUACGUAUUUUUGAAUCUAGCAUAAAAAUGAGAAUGGAGCAUAUACAGCCAUGCACACAACAUGAAAACAAGCAGCGUCAGCGCUAGAUGCAUGCCUUGGUCUUUCAAGCUUUGCACUCAGGUAAUGGAAUAUGAUCUCCUCCAUGAAUGCCCACACUGUAUGUGUUCCAGAAGUGAGUAAAUACAUUUCGUGAACUAUUGUUGUAUAUUUUGUCCUUUUUGACGUAUGAACUUCUAAGAAGAUUUUCAGGGAACGUGCUUGCAGCUGGGAAUUCCUGAGGCAAUAACGGCAUGUUUUGAAAUGAUGUUUUUCAUAUUUUCUCUCUCCCUUUUGUUCUGACUCCAUAACUUUAUUCUGCUAUUUUGUGAUAAUAGCAGUGGGACUCUUUACAUUGGCAUGGAAAUUUCUAUUUCUGUUGUAACCACUAAGGUUUUGAAGCUGUGGUUGUCUUAAAUA